Molecule: messenger RNA, 3165 nt
Organism: Manihot esculenta (cassava)
Lineage: Eukaryota; Viridiplantae; Streptophyta; Magnoliopsida; Malpighiales; Euphorbiaceae
Product: pentatricopeptide repeat-containing protein At5g04780, mitochondrial
Exons: 1
Coding region: 100-2961 (953 amino acids)
Biological process (GO): RNA modification
Molecular function (GO): protein binding; RNA binding; zinc ion binding
Source: RefSeq, a predicted model, not a curated record
UUCCCCCGGGCUAAGAAAUGAAACGACCUACCGUUUUAUUGCCUUGAAUCGAGCAUCAGUAUUCAUGCCCAACAAAGCGCGAAACCCCCAAGCUCGUUAAUGAUCAGAUGGAUGAUGAGCAUCUGUUAUCUCCAUUCCCUCCAAAAGCCUCUUCUCCAGUGUCAUUGCCUACCUUUUACACCCUUCACUCCCAAAACCUCACACCUGAAUUUUCAUAAAGUUCACAAAUUUUUUAUCCAGACUCCUAAAGAAUUUAACCAACACCCAAUCGUUACUAGUUUCUCAAGCACAACGCAAAAGUUGUAUUUUUAUUCAUCACCCACUUCAAUUUCCUACUCUAAGCUCCUCUCGCAAUGCACUUCUUCAAAAUCUUUAACUCCUGGCAUGGAGAUUCAUGCCCACGUAAUCAAAUUGAGGUCUUCUCAAGACCCCAGAAUAAGAAACCUUUUGAUCAAUCUUUACUCAAAGUGCCGAUUUUUCCGUUAUGCGCGGAAACUGGUUGAUGAAAGUACUGAACCGGAUUUGGUUUCUUGGUCUGCUUUGAUUUCUGGGUAUUCACAAAAUGGGUUUGGUAAAGAAGCAAUUUCUGCCUUUUAUGAGAUGCAUCUGUUGGGUGUUAAGUGCAAUGAAUUUACUUUUCCCAGCGUACUGAAGGCUUGUACUGUCACUAAGGAUUUGUGGCUAGGAAGGCAGGUUCAUGGGACUGUGGUGGUAACGGGGUUUGAAAAUGAUGAAUUUGUAGCUAAUAGCUUACUUGUUUUGUAUGCAAAAGGUGGGGAGUUUGUGGAUUCCAGGAAGCUAUUUGAUGCAAUUCCAGAAAGGAGUGUUGUUUCGUGGAAUGCAUUGUUAUCAUGUUAUGUCCAAAGCGAUUCAUGUGGAGAAGCAAUUGAUUUGUUUAAGGAUAUGGUUUUGAGUGGAAUAAGGCCUAACGAAUUUAGUUUGUCCUGUAUGAUAAAUGCUUGUGCUGGAUUGGAGGAUAGUAAUCAAGGAAGAAAGAUGCAUGGAUACUUGAUAAAGCUUGCCUAUGAUUUAGAUCUAUUCUCAUCAAAUUCUCUUGUUGACAUGUAUGCAAAAGUGGGAUCUCUUGAAGAUGCUAUCCAUGUUUUUGAGGAAAUUGAAAAACCUGAUAUUAUCUCUUGGAAUGCUGUUAUUGCAGGUUGUGUUCUUAGCGAGUACCAUCAUCGGGCUAUAGAGUUGUUUGGCAAAAUGAAUAGGUCGGGGAUAUGCCCAAAUAUGUAUACAAUAUCAAGCGCUCUUAAAGCCUGUGCUGGAAUGGGUCUCCUGGAAAUGGGAAGACAGUUGCACUCUUGCUUAAUAAAGAUGGACAUAGGAUCAGAUUCCUUUCUUGGUGUUGGACUCAUAGAUAUGUAUUCUAAGUGUGAAUUAAUGACUGAUGCAAGAUUGGUUUUUAAGUCAAUGCCAGAGAAGGACUUGAUUGCUUGGAAUGCUGUGAUCACUGGACAUUCACAAAAUGGAGACGACAUAGAAGCUGUUUCUCUUUUUCCUUUGAUGCGCAAGGAGGGAGUAGGAAUCAACCAGAUAACUUUAUCAACAGUUCUUAAAUCUAUUGCUACCUUACGGGCUGACCACAUUUGCAGCCAAGUUCAUGCAUUUUGUGUGAAAGCAGGGUUUGAAUCUGACAACUAUGUUGCAAACAGCCUUAUUGAUGCGUAUGGGAAAUGUGGUCAUAUAGAAGCUGCAAACAGAGUGUUCAAAGAAAGCCCAAUAGUAGAUUUGGUGGCAUUUACCUCUAUGAUAACAGCUUAUUCUCAAGAUGGACAAGGUGAAGAUGCUUUGAAGCUCUAUCUGGAGAUGCAAGAUAGGGACAUCAAGCCAGAUUCCUUUCUGUGCAGUUCUCUUCUGAAUGCAUGUGCAAAUUUAUCAGCAUAUGAACAAGGGAAACAAAUCCAUGUUCAUGUCUUGAAGUUUGGAUUCACAUCAGAUAUUUUUGCUGGGAAUUCUCUUGUUAACAUGUAUGCAAAAUGUGGAAGCAUAGAUGAUGCAGAUCGUGCUUUCGCUGAAAUACCUCAGAGAGGAAUAGUAUCAUGGUCUGCAAUGAUUGGAGGACUUGCUCAACAUGGGCAUGGAAAAGAGGCCCUUCAAUUAUUCCAUCAGAUGCUAAUAGACGGUGUUCCUCCUAAUCACAUAACUCUAGUUAGUGUACUUUGUGCUUGCAAUCAUGCAGGUUUGGUAGCUGAAGCUCAACACUAUUUCAAAUCAAUGAAAAAGUUGUUUGGUAUUGAACCAAUGCCAGAACAUUAUGCUUGCAUGAUUGACCUCCUUGGUCGAGCAGGAAAAUUGGAUGAGGCAAUGGAGCUCAUGAAUAUAAUGCCAUUUCAAGCAAAUGCUUCAGUGUGGGGAGCCCUUCUUGGUGCUGCCAGAAUCCAUAAGAACGUUGAGCUUGGACAACAAGCUGCUGAGAUGCUGUUUGCUCUAGAACCUGAAAAAUCAGGUACCCAUGUUCUUCUUGCAAACAUUUACGCAUCAGCUGGCAUGUGGGACAAUGUAGCAAAGAUGAGAAGACUUAUGAAAGACAGCAAGGUGAAAAAGGAGCCUGGGAUGAGUUGGAUAGAGAUAAAGGACAAAAUAUACACAUUCAUAGUAGGAGAUAAAAGCAAUUCUAGAAGUAAGGAAAUCUAUGCAAAGCUUGAUGAGUUAAGUGACCUCUUGAAUAAAGCUGGUUAUGUUCCUAUGUUAGAUGUUGACCUUCAUGAUAUUGAUCCAAGUGAGAAAGAGCAAAAUCUAUACCACCACAGCGAAAAACUUGCAGUUGCUUUUGGCUUGAUCGUCACCCCACCAGGAGCUCCCAUUAGAGUGAAAAAGAAUCUUCGAAUUUGUUUGGACUGUCAUACUGUAUUCAAGUACAUUUGCAAAAUUGUCUCAAGGGAGAUAAUUGUCCGAGACAUCAACAGAUUCCACCAAUUCAGAGAUGGUUCAUGUUCUUGUGGGGAUUAUUGGUAGCAUCCUAGGAUAAUCUUUUAUUCGUUCCCUGUACACUAACACCUGAAAAUCCCCCCUACAUGCCUCAAAAUCAGGGGCAUGUUGAAGGCCUAAUUUCUUUCCUUUUGUCCUAUCUGUGCUUAUUUGAAAUUUAUGAAAUUUUGAUCAUCUUCAAUGUAGUUCAACCGUAAUUUAUUCAUAAAAGAAGAUCCCCAGUUUUGAUAU